GCCCGUCUCCCUUCGCCGCCGCAGGAAGGUUCGUGCGGAGCCAGCGCGGGCCCGAGAAUGGCCAGUGGUCUUGGGAAUAAUGUGUCCUCGUCUGUACAGAAAGCCACACAAUCGGAAAAUUCUCGAGUAAAGAAGUCCCAGCAUUCAGAAGAAGAAAUCUUUUAUAUGAAUUGCAGAGCAGCUUAUCUAACUGUUUUUAAAAGCAGUUUAGAAAAUAUUAAAUCAAAAGAACAACUCUGUUUAGUACUUCAACAGGCUGGAAGAAAUCCAUCUCAGAAAACACUUAAUAAAUACUGGACUUCACAAACAACUACAUUGAAUUUUGAUGAUUUUUGCACUAUCUUAAAAAAAGAAAAAGCARCUACAAAAAAUGAACUGCUCAGAGCAUUUGGAAAAAUAGAUAAAGGUAGUUCUGGAUAUAUUUUACAUGAUGAACUUUAUAAAAUUCUUACAACAAGAGGUGAAAAAAUGACUGUGGAUGAAGUGAGUGCCAUUACUAAACUGGCUGAUUUUAACAGCAAUGGCAAGCUUGACUAUAAUAAGUUUUGUGACUUAUACAUAACAACCAGUGAGCAAUGCUGCAAGACUGCACUGGAGAAACUGGAAGUUGACAGUCGAUUGAGACGUCAGCAGUUUGGAAGUCAAGUGGAAACCUCCUCUGAAGCGAUCACAUUGCCAGUAUCUAAACCAUCACCAAGAGUCUCAAGGAAAACUGAUCAGAAACUUACACCAGUGAAAGGGGAUAGCAGAAGUUCUUCAAGACCUUCAUCAGCUCAAACUUGCAAAGCAUCCGUUUCUACCACUAUCAGCAUGUGUGCCAGUCGUAACAGAAGCACAAAGCUAAUUGAGCCAAGCACAGUAAAGGAAUGGCACUGUGCACAAUCCAAAGGAUGUUUCUACUUAGAAGAUGAUGGUGAAAUCAUUAGCCACAAAUACAGGUUGCACGUACCUCAGAGGUCUGCUGUAUGUAUUACCAUCAAGCCUUUAAACCUUUGUCAGGUAGAAGGAAGAUCUUGUCAGUGGUUAUCAGUGGAUACAGUUUUGUAUGUUCUGAAGGAAAAUGAAAACCAAGAUAAUUUACAGCUCGUGAGCUUUACCGAACAACAAAAUAAAGAGAUGUUUGGAUGGAAAGGGGAGCUUGGAUCAGGAGUUUAUUGGCUGUUCCCAUUCACAACAGGCUGUAGACUCAAGAAAGUAAAAACUCAAAUUACUGGAGAGGCAAAACURGUGUAUAGAGGCGAGGAUGGAGAACUGGCGCUUACCAAAGAGUUGCGAGCGGCUUUAUUGGAAGUAUUUGAAACCAUUGAUUUGGAUGGGAAUGGCCUUCUGAGUUUAGAAGAAUACAAUUUCUUUGAACUGAGGACUAGUGGAGAGAAAUGUGAUGAGGAAGCCUGGGCUGUAUGUAAGGAGAAUUUUGACAUGAAGAAGAAUGAACUAACAAGACAGGGAUUUAUGGAUCUGAAUCUCAUGGAAGCCAAUGACCGUGAAGGGGAUCCURCUGACCUUUGGGUCACUUUAUUGUCCCUUGGCUACAAUAAAGCAUUAGAAAUGAUAGAGGCAUGCCCCUUUGUCAUUGAUAUCUAUGCAGAAAAAUGCAAACCCAGGAUUAAAGCCAUAUUCCUAGAGGCAGGUGGCUGGCAACUCAACAGAGCCAUUUGCAAGUCUGUUGUCAAUAAAGGAGAGGCCAAAGUAAUGGAUGGUUGUGAAAAUGUAAUUGUUUAUACCUACAAAACGGACACACGAAUCACUUGUGUUAUUGAAAAUAAGUCUGAAAACAAAGUGAUUAUUCAUGUCAAUAAUGAGCACAGUAAAAACUGUUUAAGUAAUAGAGGACUCACUGUUUUUGCUAUUGAAGUGGCACCAAAAUCCAUGAUGGUUUCUCAACAUGUGAUGCCGCUGAAUGAACAGGAAGAAUGGUUUUAUAAUUGUGUGCAUUCCCUCUUACGUUAAAUGCUCAAGUUAGAAAGCUGUAUUUUGGUAGCCUUCAAACGAAACCAGCAUUUCUUUUUCUCAAAACAUGGCACAAAAUGAUAUUUCACUCCAAGAGUUUUAUUUGUUAAAGCUAGGAAAUCACCUAUCUACUUAUUUAUUUCUGAUAUCACAAUUCUGCUAAUAGCUUGUAGGAAACUGCAAGUUCAGCUAUCUUAACAGCUUAAGAGAAUUAAAAAUGUCAAAGCUUUCACUUACCAACAGCUACCAACAGCUAGGGAAAAUUUAUUUCCCUUUAGCCUAUCGAAGAAAUCAUGAAAACAUAAACCUGCAAAAAGAUGUGGGAGGACUAAUUCCCUGGAUGCAUGACAAACAAAUGUAUACAUGUACUUGUUUCAUAUGAGAUGAAUCACAUUUUGAAUAUCUUCCAAAUAAGCCUUCAACYUCCAUUCUCCUGCAGAGCUUUAGCUGGUCAGGUAUUUGCACGUGAAGUUCUGCAGAUGAUGGUGUCUCCACUCUCCUGGCAGUUCUCCUUCCUACUUAACCUUGAAGCUGACUGGAGAGCAAGUUGCAUCUCCUGGAAUGUCCUAGCUCUGUUUUAGACCUGUCAUUAACUGAAGUAGUGCAUAUGCAAUUUUAGCUGUUUUAUUUUUUUUUCAUUUAUAUAAGGCUUUUGUCAAAACUUUUUUUAUUUUUUUCCACAGUGUAAAGACUUAUCCCCUAAACUCUGUUACUGCCACAGGAGUUCCCACUGCUUUCCUUCCCAAUAUGUCCCAAAAUUUGCAACCAACAUUACUUUUAAUUUAUCAGAUAUCCAGUUAUCUUUCUUUAGUGCUUUCUCUUCUCAGCAGUCUGACCAGCACUUAGUGUUGUGUUGCUUCCUAUUUUCCACCCUUCAGGGGAAAUAGUUGUGAUUUUCCCAACAUACUUCUCUCGUUCCGCCUCAUCCUCUUCUGGGUCAGCUUUCAUUAUCUGUUUCACAUUAUUGCCUUCAUUAUAUCUUCUUUUUUUCUUUUUCUUUUAUUUUUCUACCAUGUGGCAUUCAAUCAAAUACUUCUUUGACAUCUGAGCCUUAACCUUUUGGGUUGUGUUUCUGUAAUCAAGAUGAUAGAAGUUUGAAGGACUAGUCCUUGCUUUCCUGCAUGUUUUGACAUGCCAACAGUUAACAUUGUCAUCACAGAGAAAAAUCAUAAUCACUGGAAAUUUUUAAUGACUAUUGUCUGUAUGACUUUAAAAUGUUAAGAGUUUAAAAUUUUAAGACUUUAUGUAUUUGGGGUGAGAGAGGCGGGUGUUCUGGACUUGCUGAGUGUCCAUGGAGAAAAUUCUAUGUUGUAAAUAUGGCUGAAUAUGUCAUUAAAAAGGAAAACUGCAGUACUUGGGUAAAAGCUAAAUUAUUGCUGCCAAAAGGCAGGGACACCARUUACUUCACUCUCUUAGUA
Nothoprocta perdicaria is the source of this 3368-nucleotide messenger RNA. RefSeq names its product EF-hand calcium binding domain 7 (gene EFCAB7). The coding region runs from base 58 to 1950 and encodes 630 amino acids. Gene Ontology annotation, molecular function: calcium ion binding. The record is from RefSeq and is a predicted model, not a curated record. NCBI's taxonomy places the organism in Eukaryota, Metazoa, Chordata, Aves, Tinamiformes, Tinamidae. The transcript has 14 exons.